Onychostoma macrolepis is the source of this 3893-nucleotide messenger RNA. Its product is annotated as GTPase IMAP family member 9-like. The record is from RefSeq and is a predicted model, not a curated record. Gene Ontology annotation, molecular function: GTP binding. Lineage: Eukaryota; Metazoa; Chordata; Actinopteri; Cypriniformes; Cyprinidae. The coding region runs from base 193 to 1206 and encodes 337 amino acids. The transcript is spliced from 4 exons.
CUGGUCUCCUAUAGAUGGUAGUCUACACCAGACAACCCUUCCUGUGAAGCAAGGCUAGCAAGCGAAACUAAAUCUCAUGGAUAGGAAAGUAAAUCGAAACCUAGUUCAAUCUAGCUAUUUGCACAACGUGCUCUUCAUUUAAAACACCCCCUCAGCACCUGCGUUCAGAAUUCUCUGGCGCCGCCCCUGGCUAUGGAGGACACCAUUCAUUCUCAGAGACAGUUAUCAACAACAUCAAGAUCAUGGGUCUCAUCUUCCUUCAUUAUACUGGUAGUGCUUGGAAUAAUUGGGGUAACUGCUGCAGUAGUGGUGCAGAUGUUUAGGCUACAAAAUCAUCAACAUCAUGUUCAUGAUUCAGUUGAUAUAGUGCAUCAUCCAGGUGACGAGCUCCGGAUUGUUCUGGUUGGAAAAACAGGUGUGGGGAAAAGUGCAACAGGCAACACUAUUUUGAGGAAAAGGGUUUUUAAAUCAGAGAUAUCCUCCUCCUCUGUGACUGGACAAUGUGAAAAAUUUUAUGCGAUAAUAAAUGGCAGAAUAAUAUCUGUCAUUGACUCUCCAGGUCUGUUUGACACCAGCCUAACUGCAGAUGAUGUGAUUGCCAGAAUUAAACGCUGUAUUCCUCUCUCUGCUCCUGGUCCACAUGUCUUCUUAGUUGUGAUUCAGGUGGGCAGAUUCACAGAUGAAGAGGCAGCAGCUGUUAGAACCAUCCAAGCAAUUUUUGGUGAGGAAUCCUCCAAUUACACCAUGGCACUAUUCACUCAUGGAGAUCGACUGGAGGACAAAAACAUUCACACAUUUGUGCGGAAUAGCCCCAAACUGCUCAGUUUCAUUAAAACAUGCAGCGGACGAUACCAUGUGUUCAACAAUCAAGAACGAAAUCCUGAACAAGUCAAUCAGUUGCUCGACCAGAUUGAUAAAAUGGUCACUGGGAACGGUGGUCAACAUUACACCAGUGAGAUGCUUGAAAGGGCUGAGAGAGCAAUUGAGGAAGAAAAACAACGUAUCCUGAAGGAGAAUGAGGAGAAGAGACUAAAGGAGAUAGAAGCUCUGAGGGCUACACUUGAAGGUGAGGCCCUUAAAAAAGCUGAAGAAAAGCUAAAGAAUGAUCACGAGCAGCAAGCAAGAUGGCAAGCUGAGAGAAGCACUUCAAUUUGGGGCAAAAUCAUUACAUUUCUCGGCAACGUGAAGAAAUUUUUCUUAGGCUAAGUCAGUUCAGGAAAGACUAUAAGUAUUAAAUAAAUAAAACAUGACAUGGAUUUAUACAUUUAUAUAUAAAUUUAAACUGUAUACAUUAUAUAUUUUUUAUAUAAAUUUAUAUAACUACAGAAGAACACAUGAGUAAUGCAAUAUUAGCACGCUAGUAACUACUAGUAACUAACAAGCAACUUUGAUUAAUGAAUUAGUAAGUAACAGUGCUUAGUCGAAUAUGGUAGUUCACUAUUACCUAAUCAGUAACUAUUAUUUUUUCCAUACCUCCCCAAGAACUACUAAGAACUACUGUAUACAGGUUAAUAAUUAAUAUGAAUAAUACAUAAUGCAUAAUUAAUUCUAAAUUAAAGGUCAUGGUAACCCACUAGUAAUGACUCAAGUAUUACCAAAUUCCUCAGAAGGAAUUACUAAUUAUUUGGAUCAGUAUUCUAAAGUGAAUAACAUGAUAAUUAUCUAGUAAUUACUGAAGUCAUUGUGAACUUUUGAGGUUUUUGUAAGGUCCUGGUUAGUAAUUAAUUUAGCUAGAUUUGGUAACACUGAAAUCAUUACUAGUGGGUUACCGUGAUCUUCACUUUAGAAUACUGAUCCAAAUAAUUAGUAGUUUCUUCAGAAGGAUGUAGUAACACUUGAGUCAUUAUUAUCCAAAACAUUACAUAGAUCUCAAAAGCUCACAAUGACAUCAGUCAAUAUUAGGAAGUUAUGAUGAUUUUCACUUUAGAAUACUGAUCCAAGUAACUAGUAGUUCAUUUAGAAGGAUUUGGUAAUACUUGAGUCAUUACUAGUGGGUUACCAUGAAUUAAUUAUUCAUUAUGCAUAAUUCACAUUAAUUAUAAACCUGUAUAAAGUAGUUCUUAGGAGUUCUCAGGAUAUAUGAAAAAAAAGUAGUUAUUGUUUAGCUAAUAGUGAACUACCAGUUUCAACUUAACACUAUUUCUUAAUAAAUCGUUAAUCACAGUUUCUUGUUAGUUAAUAGUAGUUACUACAAUGUUAAUAGUGCAUUAGCCAUUUGUUCUGUGUAGUUAUUCAAUAACGAUGGAACAGUAUUCUAAAGUGUUACCAUAAAUUUAAACUGCAUUUUAUUUUGUUCUCAUGAAUAGAAUAUUACUCAGUUUUAAUUAUAUAUAAAAUGCUCAUAUCAGAUGUAAUUGUGAUUCCAUGGCAUGUUUUAUUUAUUUAAUAAUUAUACCUCUUUCCACUCUAACCAAGGAUAAUAUUCAGCUUGAUUUAUGUUGCUAGGUUAUUAUUUGUAUACCCUAGCUGCUUAUCAAAUUUUUAUUUUUAUUUGUGCCCUUUGCAUGAGUAUGAACUGAGUGCCCUUAAGUUGUCUGUAUGGGGUUGAGAAUUAGGUGUGCUUAACACCCAAAAAGCAAUAUACAAUAGACAUUUAGAAGAUGCAUUCCUAGCAACAAAUGGCAAUUUUGUAAAUUUCUUACCGUAAAUAUAUCAAAACAUAAUUUUUGAUUAGUAAUAUGCAUUGCUAAGAACUUCAUUUGGACAAAUUUAAAGGCGAUUUUCUCAAUAUUUAGAUUUUUUUGCACCCUCAGAUUCCAGAUUUUCAAAUAGUUGUAUCUCAGCCAAAUAUUAUCCGAUCCUAACAAACCAUACGUCAAUGGAAAGCUUAUUUAUUCAGCUUUCAGAUGAUGUAUAAAUCUCAAUUUCGAAAAAUUGACACUUAAGACUGGUUUUGUGGUCCAGGGUCACAUAAGACAUCGACGAACUGAAUAUCUGAAUCUGAAUAUAUGAAAUUUAGUUUGUAUUGAUUAAGCAGGUGCUUUGUCAUUCAAUGAACUGUACUGUUAACUCAUUUUAGUAGGUGUUUUUCUCAGGGACUGGAGGUACAAAUACAGAUCAGCAUAAAAACAAGCAUUAUUAAUUAUGUGAUGAACACAUUUAUUUGUUGUUAUCAGUCAUUGCACAUUCUAUGAUGAAAGGGGUUUCUUAAGAUAUAUUUGUCACAACAUCAAGUUUUGAAAUUUUGGAAUUUUUUUUUUCAUGCAACAAGCACAAGUGUGAUUGCGUGUUAUUCUCUUUCUCCUAAGUUAUUUUGGCUUCUAUUCAGUUUGAUUUGAUAUUUGUAGUUUUUUAUGCAGCAUGAUCACAUGAUGUAUUAUUGUGACAAAUCAGCAGAAUUUGCAACAACAAUGUCAAGGAAACAUCAGAAAACCAAACAAACCAUACAUAAAAUUGAUGUUUGAUAAUUUUCUUCUUCUCAAAAUCACUGAAAAUAUUUAAGUGAAAGAGCAAAUCAGUUUAAAUGAGAGGCAACUAAAAUUUGAAUUGGAAAAAUUUAGAAUUUGCAUUCCCAUUUGACUACAAUGCUUGCAAAACUUGGUUGCUUUCGAAGCACUGCUUCAUGAAGCUUCAAAACCUUUGGCCAGUGUCUAUGUUUUUUACCUCGGAUCAGUUUUAUAAAUUUGUAGACAUUUUAAAUUACAUAUUUGUAUAAUAAAAAGUAAGAGUAGUAUUUAAUAUUCUCUUAUAAUUUAAUAAGCCCCCCCAUAAAACAAACAAAACAAGCCCCUAAAGUAAAAAAACACAUUUAUACAGACACUUCAUAUUUAAUGAUAUUUGAUGAAUUGUUAAUUGCAUUGAAUUGAUUACACUCUCAAUAAAACAUUUGCAAUUUUUAAACAUGUUUGGUCCUGUGUCCUGUGUGUAAAUAAAAUGAAAGAAUAAAUUUAAAG